Molecule: messenger RNA, 675 nt
Organism: Fusarium odoratissimum NRRL 54006
Lineage: Eukaryota; Fungi; Ascomycota; Sordariomycetes; Hypocreales; Nectriaceae
Exons: 2
Coding region: 1-675 (224 amino acids)
Source: RefSeq, a predicted model, not a curated record
AUGGCGAAGCAAGUCCUAGACCUUGAGCGAGAGGGCAUCGAAUUAAAGAAUAUUGAAACCGAAAUCUAUUCGAUCCCUCAAGAGCUGGAUGACUUAUAUCGUGAACUCAUCCGAGGUAUGGGCUGGGACUCUCUGAAACUUAUCCAAUGGAUCUGCUUUGCCGUGCAACCCUUAUCCCUAGAUGAAUUGCAAUGGGCUAUACUUAUCGAUACCGAUUGCCUACACAAGUCAUUACAAGAAUGCAAGAGGUCGAAAGAUUAUAUAUCAGACAGGGAAAGAAUGAAGAGACGAGUCCAGACGCUCAGCUGCGGUCUUGCUGAGGUCACGUCGGAUACGAAGGCUGUCCAGUUCAUCCACCAGUCCGUCAAGGACCUUUUCGUCGAGAAGGGCCUAUCGGCUCUGAGGGAGUCCGCCAAACCCGACUUUGUAGUCGGAAUUACACACCAUCGGCUUUCUAGGACCUGCAUACGCUACUUGGCGAUGGAGGAGAUCGGUCGGUCAGCAAUUCAAGAGCGCGACAUGACAUCCGAGUUUCCUUUCCUGCAUUACGCCACGACCUCGUGGGUAGCGCACACGAAGCAAAGUGAUGCUAGAAGUGUCCCUCAAGAUGAUCUCCUGGAAUAUUUCGCAGGGCCAUUAAACACGCUUAUGGAACGAUGGAAAGGACUAGUCUAG